UCACGUCGCCAUGACUCCCGCUUGAUGUCGGGGUACGACACGCUGGACGCUCCGCCGCGCUACGAGUUCUACUCCAACACGGCGGAGGCGGCGGGGAGGCGGCGCUUCAGGCCCUCGCUGUUCCAGCUGCACGCCAACCAAGAGGAUGAUGGCAGCCCCCCGCCCCUGUAUGAGGCGUCAGGAGCAGGAGCAGGAGCAGGAGCAGGAGGGGGCCCCGGGGUCCCUGGUGGCCUGCCAGACGAGGAGAAGGCAGACCUGCCUCAGGCUCAGCCAACACGCUUCGGAUGGGUGCAAGGGGUGAUGAUCCGCUGCAUGCUGAACAUCUGGGGGGUGAUUCUGUACCUGCGGCUGCCCUGGAUCACAGCACAGGCAGGCAUCGGUCUGACCUGGGUCAUCAUCCUCAUCUCCUCCCUCAUCACUGGGACCACCGGCCUCUCUGUCUCCGCCAUCGCCACCAACGGCAAAGUCAAGGGAGGUGGGACGUACUUCCUGAUCUCGCGUAGCCUGGGUCCGGAGCUGGGCGGCUCCAUUGGCCUCAUCUUCGCCUUUGCCAACGCGGUGGCUGUUGCCAUGCACACGGUGGGCUUCGCUGAAACAGUACAGGACCUCAUGCAGGAGCAUGGUGUGAGCAUGGUGGACCGCACUAACGAUAUCCGCAUCAUCGGAGUCAUCACUGUCACAUGCCUGCUGGCCAUCUCCAUGGCAGGGAUGGAGUGGGAGUCCAAGGCUCAGAUUCUCUUCUUCCUGGUCAUCAUGGUGUCCUUGGCCAACUACUUUGUUGGCACGGUGAUUCCCGCCACCCCAGAGAAGCAGUCCAAAGGCUUCUUCAGCUACCGAGGGGCCAUCUUUGUGGAGAACUUCGUGCCGCGUUGGCAGGGUCCUCAGGGCAGCUUCUUUGGCAUGUUCUCCAUCUUCUUCCCCUCGGCCACGGGCAUCUUGGCUGGAGCCAACAUCUCAGGAGACCUGAAGGACCCGAACAUGGCCAUUCCCAAAGGCACACUCUUCGCCAUCUUCUGGACCACCAUCUCUUACCUGCUCAUAGCCGCCACUAUAGGGUCUUGUGUGGUGCGCGAUGCUUCUGGGUUCAUCAAUGACACCGUGUCCGGCCCGGCUGGAGGAGACUGCUUGGGUCUGGGCUGCCAAUACGGCUGGAACUUCACCGAGUGCAUCUCCAAUGGCACCUGCCCCUUAGGAAUCGCCAACUACUACCAGAGUAUGAGCAUGGUGUCUGCCUUCGGGCCCCUGAUCACAGCUGGCAUAUUUGGAGCGACGCUUUCCUCAGCGCUGGCCUGCCUCGUCUCAGCACCAAAAGUCUUCCAGUGUCUGUGCAAGGAUAAUCUGUACCCCCUCAUUGGAUUCUUCGGGAAGGACUAUGGCAAGAACAACGAGCCCUACAGGGCCUACCUAUUGACCUUCAUCAUUGCUGUUUGCUUCAUCCUCAUUGCUGAGCUGAACACCAUCGCCCCAAUCAUCUCCAACUUCUUCCUUUGCUCUUACGCCCUCAUCAACUUCAGCUGUUUCCACGCCUCCAUCACCAACUCUCCAGGUUGGCGGCCGUCGUUCCGCUUCUUCAACAGGUGGGCGUCUCUGCUGUGUGCGGUGGUGUCCGUGGUCAUCAUGUUCCUGCUCAACUGGUGGGCCGCCCUCAUUGCUAUAGGCAUAGUCCUCUUCCUACUGGGGUACUCGCUCUACAAGAGACCAUUGGUAAACUGGGGCUCGUCCGUCCAGGCUGGGGCCUACAACCUGGCCCUGUCUCACUGUGUGGGCCUCAACCAGGUGGACGACCACAUCAAGAACUACAGGCCUCAGUGUCUGGUCCUGACAGGUCCUCCUGCUCUGCGUCCUGCGCUGGUAGAUUUCGUGGGGACCUUCACCAAGAGCCUCAGCCUCAUGAUGUGUGGCAAUGUAGUCAGCGAAUGCCCUUCUCCUGAGCUGAUCUCAGCCAGCGAUAACGCUCACAUAGCCUGGCUGGAGCAGCGUGGCAUCAAGUCCUUCUAUCAUAGUGUGGUGGCCGAGGAGCUGCGCUCAGGAGUACAGAUGAUGCUGCAGGGAGCAGGACUGGGGCGCAUGCGUCCAAACAUCUUGGUGAUGGGCUUUAAGAAGAACUGGAGAAAAGACCGGGCAAGUGGCAUGGACAGCUACAUUGGCAUCUUGCACGAUGCAUUUGAUCGCCAGUACGGCGUGUGUGUGCUGAGAAUAAAAGAGGGCUUGGAUACAUCCUGGCAGAGGGAAGCCCACACCAACUCUGCGUAUGAGCCCUUGCCUGAACAGACAGACUCUCCAUCUCCAUCUUGCCGGAUCAGUGUCGCAUGCUCCGAGGCCUCUGGCCCUCUCCCGCAGGUCUCCACCGUCUUCCAGAACAAGCAGGAGAAGAAAACUAUCGACGUGUACUGGCUGUACGACGAUGGAGGACUGACUCUUCUGAUCCCAUACCUCCUCAAACGUAAGAAGCGCUGGGCCAAAUGUAAGGUGCGCGUGUUCGUGGGCGGAGAGAUUCAUCGCAUGGAGGAGAGGAAAAACGAGGUCAUGGGACUCGUCAAUAAGUUUCGACUGGGGUUCCAUGACGUUCAGGUUCUUCCUGACAUUGACGAGAGUCCUCAACCGGAAAACGUCAAGAGGUUUGAGGACUUGGUGGCUCCCUAUAGGGUGAACACGAUGAACAAGACUGAGGACGGAGAGGAGGAGCAGAAGAAGUAUCCAUGGGAGGUGACCAACACGGAGAUGGACAGGAACAAAGCCAAGUCUCGCCGCCAGAUCCGGCUGAACGAGGUCUUGAGUGAUUACUCGCGUGAAGCUGCCCUAAUUGUUGUGACGUUGCCGGUGGGCAGGAGAGGGGUGUGUCCGAGCGCUCUCUACAUGGCCUGGCUGGAGACGCUGUCCCGUGACCUCCGACCCCCAGUGCUGCUCAUCAGGGGCAACCAGCAGAACGUCCUCACAUUCUACUGUCAAUGACCUGUUGGCAUGCCAACCAGCAGAACGUCCUCACCUUCUACUGUCAAUGACCUGUUGCCAUGCCAACCAUCAGAACGUCCUCACCUUCUACUGUCAAUUAUGCAUGCCAACACUGCAUGGGGCCUGUACAUGGGUUUACUGUUUGUUUGUAAACAAUCCCUGCUGCGUGACCCUGACUGUGCACUGUGUAACCUCUGAAUGUUGGAAAUGGUAAAAAAAAAUGAGCUCACGUGGUUGGCUGCUUAGCAUCUUGCCCCUCCUCACAAUACAAAUGUUUGUAAACGAAAAACCCAUAGGCAAUAGACAUGUAUUGCUGUGUGUCACACUUUAUAAUAUCACACACACACACACACACACACACACACACACACACACACACACACACACACACACACACACACACACACACACACCUUUAAAAUAACUGUGAUGCAAGACAGCUGAACUGCCACUGUUUCAUCAACCCUUUAUUAUAAGCCUGAUCCAUGGCAUUCCAGUGAAGAGCCGGAAUAUCUCUGGCAUUUUUCCACUUUGUCAUUAAUUUGCCAACAUCGUGCAUACCCCAGAGAAAUGCCAGAAAGAUCCAGAAGUGGGCCGGAGGAUUUUGCUAUCUGGGUUGUAAGAUAUUGAAAAGAAUCAUGUUUAAAUCAAAUGUCGACCAUUGUGUAGGCCUACCUGUCCUUUUUGAAUGAGAUAUUUAAGCUGUUAAUUAAAUAGUAUUGUUUGUCAUAUUUGGCUUCUGUAGCCUAAAUAUUAAGGGGUAAUCAUAUUGUUAAUAUUGUAUGACAAAGUAUUGACAAUAAAUGUCUUUGCUAAGGAGGCCUGUCCAUGCAGAGCACAAUAAAUUGCAAUUUUGUCU
Molecule: messenger RNA, 3811 nt
Organism: Engraulis encrasicolus (European anchovy)
Lineage: Eukaryota; Metazoa; Chordata; Actinopteri; Clupeiformes; Engraulidae
Gene: slc12a3
Product: solute carrier family 12 member 3
Exons: 26
Coding region: 25-2952 (975 amino acids)
Biological process (GO): sodium ion transmembrane transport; chloride transmembrane transport; chloride ion homeostasis
Cellular component (GO): apical plasma membrane
Molecular function (GO): sodium:potassium:chloride symporter activity
Source: RefSeq, a predicted model, not a curated record